Aethina tumida (small hive beetle) is the source of this 3325-nucleotide messenger RNA. Its product is annotated as RNA exonuclease 1 homolog. Gene Ontology annotation, cellular component: nucleus. The transcript has a single exon. Gene Ontology annotation, molecular function: exonuclease activity; nucleic acid binding. The coding region runs from base 92 to 3169 and encodes 1025 amino acids. NCBI's taxonomy places the organism in Eukaryota, Metazoa, Arthropoda, Insecta, Coleoptera, Nitidulidae. The record is from RefSeq and is a predicted model, not a curated record.
GACAUCAUUUCAUAUUACUAAUGUUAGGUUAUGUGAGCCACUUCAAAAUUGUUGUUCAAAAAUGAACUAAAUGCAAGAAGUGCAUUGAAAAAUGUUACCUACUAAAGGGUACUUUCAAGAUAUCGAGUGUCCCUAUUUAGAAACAGGAUGUGGUCGGCCAUAUUGUCAUUUUCGUCACAGAAAGAAGUUAAAUGAAGAAAACAUCAACGAACCGGACAAAGAUGAUAUUCCAACGGUACCCACAUAUAAGCCCACUCCUAAAAGUGAACUAGCUAACAUAAAUAAAAGUCACAUACCGAUAAGUUAUGUGCCUGAUUUGGCAUUUAGACCAGAUCGAACAACAAGACCUAUACCAAAGUUUGAUAAGCCGACAUACAAACCCACACCACUUAGUAUCUUGUCAAGUGCAUCUAAAUCGACAACUACAUAUUUGGAGGAAAACGGUGACAAUGAUGCUAUUAAGGAAAUAAAAGAAAAUCUUGCCAGUAAUGAAUACAAUCCAUUGCUUUCGUUAAACAAUGAACCAAUCGAUUUUGAAGAAUUAAACACUGAAUUUCAAUUAAUAGGAGAACUUCUCAGUGAUAGUGAGGAACAAUCGAAUAAGGUUGAUCCAGGGGUCACAACAGAUGAAUCUCAAAAGGUUACUGCACAGAAUGAAGAUUUGAAAGGUACAUCUAACAAAAAAAUAGUGAAAAGUGAUACAUCAGAUAAACAAAGUGAUAAAAAGUCUAGUGAUAGAACUUCUGAAAAACAUUCAGAUAAACAUUCUGAGAAAUCACAUAAACAUUCAAGUAGUGAUCACGGCAAGAGUAGUGAUAAACAUCGAAGUAAAAGCAGCAGUCAUAAAAAAGAAAAAGGGAAGGACAGUGAAAAGACUAAAGAAAAGGAGGAAAAAUGUAAAGAAAAAGAUGAAAAAUCCAAGGAUAAAGAUGAUAAGUCUAAAGACAGACACAACAGACAUGAAAAAUCAUGUAAGGUCAACAGCAGUCGAGAUAAACAUAAAAGUGAUGAGAAAAAGGACUGCAAGGAUAAAGAAAAACAUUCUAGUCACAAAGAUAAACACAAAAGCCAUGAUAAAAGUUCGGAAAAGAGUAGAGAUAAAAGUGAAAGGAGUAGUGAUCACAGGGAUCACAGAGACAGGGAUAAAAAGAGAGAGAAAUCGUCAAGUUCAAAAUAUGAUAAAUCAAAACAUGAUAAGGAAAGAAAUCAUGACAAUGAAAAAUCAAAAAGCAAGAACAAUUCUAGCAAAAAAUGCACAACUACUGAGCAAAAAAAGAAUGAGGAAAGUGAUGAGGACAAUGUCCCAGAGUUAGAAGGUUUUCAAAUGGAUGACAUUGAAUUAGAUGAGGAUGAAACAAUGAUGGAAUGCUAUAAAAUAUUUAGUGAAUAUAAACCAGAACCUGUGACCACAAAAUUACCCUCACCACCUCCCCAACCAAGUGGUGACGUUGAUCUGGAAGAAAUAUUUACAGGUAAGAAACGCGUUGCGCAUUCCAAUGCGGAGUCUUCAAUAACACAAUCAAAGACACUGAGUACUUCUAAACCAAAGAAUGUGCUAACGCCGGGACAAAUGUUACUAGAUCGAUUUAAAAUAGCAAGGUCUAUGCAAGCAAAUAGAGAGCAAGAAAACUUAAUGACUGAAGUGAAACAACCCACCACUUUAAAACGACCAGCUCCUACGUUACUGGAGGCCGCGAGGCAACAUAAAAUCAAAAAACUUAAAGCGCAUAACGCAGGCCCCAGUACAAGUCUGGUGGAUGACAUAAUAAAUGGCACAGCAUCUGCAACACCAACAGUAAAACCAGUUGUCUCAAGGAAAAUUGCCCCUGUACAAAACUUCCAGUCGUAUCAGAAGGCGAAGGAACGAGUUGAAAUUGCAAAACAGAAAACAAUCAAUGUUGCACACAAAACUGUGGCUCAAACUCAAAAAAGUGGUAGGGUGGCACACGUUCCUGACUUCAAUUUGUCCAACAUACCAGAUGUGCUGCACGCAGACAAAUCGAAAUUACCUGUUAAUGUGCGCACGAGAUUUCUAACGAUGUUAGCUGAUGAAUGUGUCAAAUUAUAUUUAACAAAAGAUUCAGCAUAUCAAAGAGCUCUGAACGAGGAGUACAGUUGUUACGAAAAAUGUAAAGUUGUGGCAACUUAUCGAAAUUCAGCCAUGCUUGCUGUAAAUAGAUUGCGCAAAGAAGUACAGGAGAGGGAAAAGACUGGAUUGGGUCCAAUUGAUGGUGACGGAGAUACAGGCGCUUCAGGAUCUGAAUUCUCUGGCAAAAGAUUUUACAAUAACGUAAAGAAGUGGCUCCUAUCUGAAGAAGAAUUGGACAUACACGGUUACCCGAGAGAGAGUUCGCAUCCGGGUAGGGCAUAUAUUAAAAAUCGAAGGGACACAGUGGACACGUCGUUGGAUGGGAACCAGAGAAGGUGCGCUCGUUGCGGCAAAAUAUACGCGGUGGACGAUGAUGGCUGGCCAUUGUUCGACGAAGAGUGCAUGUAUCAUCCUUUGAGGAAACGGACUAUUCGCGGUGAACAAACUUAUCUGUGCUGCCGGGUUACCGACGAUGCGGGGUGCGUCACAUCCGACACACACGUCUCUGAAUCGGUAAACAAUUUCGAGCUCGAGGGGUACAUGACAACAAUGGACCCGGAAGAAGAAAACGACCCCAGAAGCUUUGCCGUUUACGCGUUGGACUGUGAAAUGUGCUACACGACUAAAGGACUCGAACUGACGAGAGUAACAAUAAUUGAUACGGAGUGCAAGACUGUAUAUGAAUCUUUGGUGAAACCUCUAAAUCCUAUAAUCGACUAUAAUACUCGGUUUUCUGGGAUUACAAAAGAUCAGAUGGACAGAACUAGUACAAGUAUUUUACAAAUACAAGCCAAUAUUCUCCAUUUGUGUAACUCGAAGACUAUUUUAGUUGGACACAGUUUAGAAUCGGACAUGAAAGCGUUAAAAAUAGUACACAGUACUAUUAUUGAUACGGCUGUUUUGUUUCCUCAUAAAAUGGGUUUACCGCACAAAAGAGCACUUAAGGCGUUGGCCAGUGAAUAUCUUAGAAAAAUAAUACAAAAUGAUGUUGGGGGCCACGACAGUGCUGAAGAUGCGGUCACCUGUAUGGAAUUAAUUAAGUGGAAACUGAGAGAAGAAUUAAAAACCCGUGGCAAAUGAAAGAGAUUGUAAUAAUCGAUAUUAUUUUUGUACGAGUAUUAUUUAUUAAUAAGUGUAUAUAAUAAGUAUUGUCUAGGUGUUUAACUAAACUAAUUUAUUGUAAAUUUUUUAUCCGAACGGUAAAUGUUUUCUUUAAUAAAAAAUAUUUAAGUUAAA